AUGUCCGCCGCACAGCUUCUCAACCCCAAGGCCGAGUCCCGAAGGAGGGGCGAAGCUCUGAAGGUCAACAUCAGCGCUGGCCAGGGCCUGCAAGAUGUGCUCAAGUCCAACCUGGGCCCUAUGGGCACGAUUAAGAUGCUUGUCGACGGCGCUGGCCAGAUCAAGCUUACCAAGGACGGAAAUGUACUAUUGCGAGAGAUGCAAAUCCAAAACCCAACCGCCGUUAUGAUUGCGCGUGCUGCGACAGCCCAGGACGAUAUCUGCGGAGAUGGAACCACCUCCGUGGUUCUGCUGGUGGGAGAGCUACUCAAGCAGGCCGACCGUCACAUUUCCGAGGGACUUCACCCCCGAAUCAUCACCGAUGGCUUCGAGAUUGCCAAAGUGGAGGCUCUCAAGUUCCUCGAUGACUUCAGGCUCCCCAAGGAGGUCGACCGAGAACUUCUCCUCAGCGUUGCACGAACAUCUCUGGCCACGAAACUGAACUCGACACUGGCUGUUCAGCUUACCCCCGAUAUUGUCGAUGCUGUUCUGGCCAUCUACCAGGCCCCUGCCAAGCCCGAUUUGCACAUGGUUGAAAUUAUGAAGAUGCAGCACCGUACUGCCGCCGAUACUCAGCUGAUCCGUGGUCUGGCCCUGGACCACGGCGCCAGACAUCCAGAUAUGCCAAAGCGACUGGAGAACUGCUACAUUCUGACAAUGAAUGUAAGCUUAGAGUACGAGAAGACAGAAAUCAACUCUGGAUUCUUCUACAGCAGCGCCGAACAAAGAGACAAGCUGGUAGAAAGCGAGCGCCGAUUCGUUGAUGCCAAGCUGAAGAAGAUCGUCGAACUGAAGAAGGAGGUUUGCGGCAAUGACGGAAAGAAGAACUUUGUCGUCAUUAACCAGAAGGGUAUCGACCCUCUCUCCUUGGACGUCCUGGCAAAGAAUGGUAUUCUCGCUCUCCGAAGGGCUAAGAGAAGAAACAUGGAGCGUCUGCAGCUCAUCUGUGGAGGUAUUGCCCAGAACAGCGUUGAAGAUCUGACAGAAGAUGUUCUUGGCUGGGCAGGUCUUGUCUAUGAGCAGACCUUGGGAGAAGAGAAGUACACCUUUGUGGAGGAGGUCAAGGAUCCCAAGUCAGUGACCCUCAUGAUCAAGGGUCCUAACGCGCACACUAUUGCACAAGUCACAGAUGCAGUACGAGAUGGUCUUAGAAGUGUUUACAACAUGAUUGUCGAUAAGAGCGUUGUUCCUGGUGCUGGUGCCUUCCAGGUCGCUUGCGCAACUCACCUGAAAGGAGAGUUCAAGGAUAGUGUCAAGGGCAAGGCUAAAUAUGGUGUUGAGGCUUUCGCUGACGCUCUACUCGUCAUUCCCAAGACCCUGGCUGCCAAUGCUGGACACGAUGUCCAGGAUGUUUUGGCCCAACUCCAAGAUGAGCACAACGAGGGUGAUAUCGUUGGUCUCAACCUCGAGACCGGCGAGCCCAUGGACCCCGAACUAGAAGGUGUCUUCGACUCGUACCGAGUCUUGAGAAACUGCAUGGCGUCUAGCUCCGGCAUCGCUUCUAACCUGCUGCUCUGUGACGAAUUGUUGAAGGCGCGCCAGAUGGGUAGAGCUGGAGGUCCUGGCCCAGGUAUGGACGGACCUAAUGAUCACAUGAAGGACGGUAGCAUUCGGGCUCUGAGGGCACAGAGGAUCUGGAAAGACGAAACAAAGGAGGAGCCGAAACCAGAAAAGACAGAAGAGAAACCGGGACCGACUCCUUCAAAACCAGACGCUCCAACUUCAGGACUUGGUGAAGCUUUAUUUGGAGCGAAAGGGUUGGGAGGCUCUGCGUCUACGAAUCCCUUCUCGAGUGGUGGCGCGAACCCCUUCUCGAGUGGUGGCGCGAACCCCUUCUCGAGUGGUGGUGGCGCAAACCCAUUUGCAUCUUCGCCGGCCUCCAACGGCAACCCAUUCGGCUCCUCGUCAAAGCCUGACACACCCGCCGAGCCUGCGAAGGCAAGCGAAACCCAGGAGAAGGAAAAGUCGCUUGCCAAAUCGUUCGCGGAAACUCUUUCAAUCAACGCUCCUCCUACUCAGCCUGCUCCACCCCCCGAGCCUUGGCCAGAGGCUAAGGAACAGCCCCAGCCAUACCCAACUCUUUACCUGGCUGAUGCGGAGUACGAAACUCUCGAUCAGACCCCGACCAAGCUCCCUGAGAAUGCUCGCAUCGAAGAUGCUGAUGCCCCUGAGCCUUCCGCGCUUGACCGGGAGGCGUUCGAGUCCACCAUGGAUUCAGCCUUCCAGAAGUUUGCGGACCGAAUCUCACAAAACCCCGAGCAAGCCAUUCGAUAUGAGUUUGGCGGCACGCCUCUCCUCUACUCCAAGACGGACCCCGUGGGGCAGAAGCUGUCCCAGGGAGGUAUCCCUGGCUGCGGCAACUGUGGUGGGCGCAGGACAUUUGAGGUGCAGCUGACCCCACAUGCGAUCGCAGAGCUUGAGGAGGAUGAUUUAAGCUUGGAAGGGAUGGAGUGGGGGACGGUCAUUGUCGGCGUUUGUGCGUCGGACUGCGUGCCCCGUGGCACGAAGACCGGAGAGGUAGGGCACAUCGAAGAGUGGGCAGGUGUACAAUGGGAGGAGUUGGUGAGCAGAAAAUAA
Clonostachys solani is the source of this 2616-nucleotide messenger RNA. The record is from the annotation of a GenBank genome assembly. Lineage: Eukaryota; Fungi; Ascomycota; Sordariomycetes; Hypocreales; Bionectriaceae.